Molecule: messenger RNA, 1889 nt
Organism: Diachasma alloeum
Lineage: Eukaryota; Metazoa; Arthropoda; Insecta; Hymenoptera; Braconidae
Product: probable cytochrome P450 6a14
Exons: 2
Coding region: 78-1580 (500 amino acids)
Molecular function (GO): heme binding; oxidoreductase activity, acting on paired donors, with incorporation or reduction of molecular oxygen; iron ion binding
Source: RefSeq, a predicted model, not a curated record
AGCAGCAAAUAGUUUCGCGCGAGCCGCCGCGAACAGCGCAUCGCGAACAUUAAGAAUAAUCAAGUGUCCCUCCAACUAUGGAGUUCAGUUUUAUCGAGUGCAUAAUCACAAUCUCCGUCUUAUCAUGCGGUAUCUACUACUAUUUCGUGAAGAAUUUCAAUUUCUGGAAGUCGAGAGGAGUUGCAGGGCCCGAGCCCUGCUUCUUCUUCGGAAAUAUGAAAGACUUGAUGAGGGGAAAUGAGAGUUGGGCGUUAUUUCUACGACGAACUUACCAACAAUACAUUGACGAACCGAUGGUCGGUAUCUACGCACAUAGAGAGCCAAUCCUGAUUCUCAAUGAUCUUGAGUUGAUCAAGACAGUCCUCAUAAAGGACUUCAGCAAUUUCGUAGAUCGAGGGGCGAAAGCAGAUCCCCACGAUGUCCUCUCCAAUCACUUAUUUAUGCUGGAUCCCAAGAGAUGGCGCCCCCUGCGGAUGAAGUUGUCACCAGUCUUUACAUCCGGCAAACUGAGAGACAUGUUCUAUCUCAUCAAUCAAUGCGGUAAUCGUCUAGAAAAUUAUCUGGACAAGGUUGAUGGCCAGUCCAUCGACAUGCGCGAUAUAGCCGGGAAAUUCGCAACUGACGUCAUUGGUCUGUGUGCUUUCGGUGUAGAAGCGAAUGCACUGGAAGAAGAGGACAGCGCCUUCCGGAAAAUGGGUCUGCGCAUGCUUCAGGUUAUGACAAGUCUGAAAGCUGUACUGAAAAUGUACCUCAUGGAGAUGCUGCCACCUGUGUACAGGCUCAUUGGUGGACUCCUUGCGGAGCGCGAAAUGCAAAGCUUCUUCAUCAACCUAACGCGUGAUACGAUGGAGCACAGGAGGAAGAUGAACAUCACAAGACACGAUUUCAUAGAUUUACUGAGAUCUCUGAAGGAGGAGCCAAGUCAGAUUGAUGACAUCGAAUUGACAGACGGAUUAUUGGCAGCUCAACUAUUCGUCUUCUUCUUCGCGGGAUUCGAGACCUCAUCGUCUACCAUCAGCAAUUGUCUGUUUGAACUCGCGAUGAAUCACGAGAUUCAGGAUAAGCUCCGCGAAGAGAUCAAGCAGGAACUCGGUGAGUCCCGGGAGAUUACGUACGAGGGGAUCAAGAGGAUGAAGUAUCUUGAUCUGGUGGUGAAGGAGACCUUGAGGAAGUAUCCACCGCUCACGAUGCUGAUGAGGAAGUCAGCGAAGGACUAUACGUUUCCGGGGACUAAUAUAACUAUUCCUGCGAAAACUGGAAUCUUGAUUCCUAUUUACGCGAUUCAGAGGGACUCCAGGUAUUACCCGGAUCCUGAUGUCUUCAAUCCUGAGAACUUCAGGGAGGAGGCCGUGCAGAGUCGACAUCCAAUGACGUAUUUGUCGUUUGGUGAUGGCCCGAGAAACUGUAUCGGUGCGAGAUUUGGUAGUAUUCAGACUAAAGUCGGUAUUGCGAAGCUCCUACAGAAUUUCGUGGUCGAUAUUUGUGAUAAAACCGAUAAGGACUAUACGCUUAAUAACAGGGCGUUCAUGCUGACACCGAAGAACGGUAUUUUCGUCAAAGUAACGAAGCUUCGAUCUUGAUGAGUUACCGGAAAUUUCCUUUCACUUUGAUGUUUACAAUUUUCUCCAGACAUACAUAUUCCUAGUGUAUAAAAUUCUUUAUCGUAGUAAUUUCCUUAUAGCCUCCGUAUGAAUAGCAAUGGCCUAUCUUGUGAGAGACUGCAAUUCAUUCUUACGUGGAAGGUAAACAUUUUACUACUAAUGCUGUUCUCAGCGAGACUUUAGUCGUCUUAAUGACGUCCGUAGUUCUCUUUUUCCUUAUGUCAGACUAUCAAUAUUUGUGAUUGUUGUUUUACUAAACUAAAUAUACUGAAUAAUUGUUUAUUAUAA